CUCACCAGUGGAGAACCAGACGGAGAGGAGGCCGGACCUGACAUCUGCACUACCACAGAGGUGCUUUGCGUAAAACCAGCCAUGAACGAUUCUGAACCAAAUACAGUUGCUGAGUACGGAGAUUAUUACAAUGUUUCCUGGGCAGGCAAGGCUCCAUGCGACUACAGCAAAGUGAGAGACUUUGGAAUGGUGUUCUUGCCCACGCUCUAUAGUUUUGUUUUCAUCACUGGCUUCAUAGGUAAUGGCCUGGUGGCGUGUGUCCUGGUGAAAAACCGCAACGAGACCAAUCUGACGGAUAUCUGCCUGCUCAACCUGUCUAUCUCUGACCUGCUCUUCAUAAUCUCACUUCCAUUCAUCGCCCACUACGCCGCUGCUGCUGAAUGGGUCUUCGGAGACUUCCUGUGCCGUUUUGUUUGCACUAUUUUCACUCUGGGAUUUUACAAUAGCACCUUCAUCAUGGUUGUCAUGACGCUGGAUCGCUAUGUGGUCAUUGUCCACGCUCACACAUUGGCACACCAUCGCACGUUGAGGGUAGGAAUGGCUUUGACCGUGUUCGUGUGGCUGCUGAGCGUGUGCAUCUCCCUUCCCUACAUGAUCUUCACACAAGUGAGAAAUGAUUCGGGUGUGUUGAGGUGUGAUUACUACACUGACAGCCAAGGCUGGAAGGAUUUCAACAUCCUAGCAAUGAACAUCUUUGGUCUCCUGCUUCCUCUGCUGAUAAUGGUAGCUUGCUACUCUCGGAUCAUCCCCAUUUUGAUGGUCAUGAGGAGCAAUAGCAGGCACCGCUCUAUCAAGUUGAUCAUCAUCAUCGUGGUCAUCUUUUUUUUGUUCUGGGCCCCGCAUAACAUCACCAUGUUUUUGUCCUUCCUGCAGUCAAGAAGACUGCUUCAAAAUGACUGCCAAAGGGAAGAAGCCAUUAGCUUCUCAAUACUAGUGACUGAGGCUAUUGCAUUUACUCACUGCUGUCUGAACCCCAUCAUAUAUGCCUUUGUAGGACAGAAGUUCAGGGAGCGUGUGCUGAGGCUGCUGAGGAACUGGUUUCCUUGUUGUUCCCUUCUCUCCUCCAGAGAUAUGUAAUAGA
Lampris incognitus (smalleye Pacific opah) is the source of this 1081-nucleotide messenger RNA. RefSeq names its product C-C chemokine receptor type 5-like. Bases 82 to 1077 code for a protein of 331 amino acids. Gene Ontology annotation, molecular function: chemokine receptor activity. Gene Ontology annotation, cellular component: membrane. The transcript has 3 exons. The record is from RefSeq and is a predicted model, not a curated record. NCBI's taxonomy places the organism in Eukaryota, Metazoa, Chordata, Actinopteri, Lampriformes, Lampridae. Gene Ontology annotation, biological process: chemotaxis; immune response; G protein-coupled receptor signaling pathway.